Mesocricetus auratus (golden hamster) is the source of this 2501-nucleotide messenger RNA. RefSeq names its product acyl-CoA-binding protein-like. Gene Ontology annotation, molecular function: fatty-acyl-CoA binding. Lineage: Eukaryota; Metazoa; Chordata; Mammalia; Rodentia; Cricetidae. Gene Ontology annotation, cellular component: mitochondrion. The transcript has a single exon. Bases 2088 to 2366 code for a protein of 92 amino acids. Gene Ontology annotation, biological process: fatty acid metabolic process. The record is from RefSeq and is a predicted model, not a curated record.
GAGAGAAUUAAAAUGAUGGCUAGGGACCCCUAAUCCCCCCAAAAAACACACCCAGGGUGAAUUCCCUGGGAUUUCUUUGGCCAGGGUACCCUUUAUUUACUUCUCUUGCCUUACAGCACUGGCUGUAACUUGUAGCAGUCUGUUGAGUAACAACCAUGAGGGUCAACUUCCUUACCUUGCUCUCGGUUUAGAACUGGAACCGAAGAAGCCAGAAACACAAAUAGUCAAGGACAAGAGCCACCCCCAAAGUCCUCCUUGGCCAAAACAACAGAAAAAUGCAGACCAAGAUAAAACUGUUAGCUAUAACCCCUCUACUCCAAUCAAAUGCCCAACAACAGCAUGCCAUCCAAGGCAGAGUGGGCAGCAUAGACUCCUACCUUCCCCAGGGUGCAAUAAAAUUCUUCAGACCUCCUGAUGGGAUGGUCUCAAAGGCAAUUCAAUAGGCACCUGUGAACAGAAACUUUUUAAAUGCAAGAAAAUUAGCUUAUUUACUAUGCUGAGUCGUCCAAUUGGCAUGCCUUGUCUCUACUUAUUUAGAUCUUCUCCAAUUACUUCCAUCUGUGUUUUGUAGUUUUUUAAUCAUACAAGCUCUGGGUAUGUUUUUCACUGUACUAAAGAUAUAAAUGGCAUUAAAAUUUGGGGGAAGCAUUUGCUCAUUCAAUGUAAAAAUAAAAUUGACUUUUUGUUUGUCUUGCAUCCUUGACUUUAAUGACUUCACUUACUAGUUCUCGAAGUUUUUGUUUUAUUUCUGUAUAUCACAUGGGAUUUUCUGCAUAGGAAAUUACAUCAUGCAAAGAUGAUUUUCUUUUUUACAUUAUAGUAGGCAUGCACUUUACUUUUCUUGCCUUAUUACACUGGCUACUUGUAGCCCUCUGUUGAAUAAGAUUGGGAAUGGUUUAUAUGUGAAAGGCUACUGGGUCUCGUCAAAUGCUUUUGUGAUAUAUAUAUAUUGUGUUUUCAUGUGCAGAUGCAUGUAUGUGCAUAUGGAGGCCAGAGAUCUAUGGGUGUCUUCUUUAGUUGCUGUCCACCUUUCUUUUUUUGAGACAGGAUCUUUCACUGUCUCAAAUCUUAAGUCUUUCUCUCCCUGGCUCAGUGACUCAGGGAGGCUGGUUGGGCAGUGAGUCAGCCUUUAUCUCCCUUCCUCCUCAGUGCUGUGGUUACAGACGUGUCUGUCAUUGCCAGGGACCCACACUCAGGUCCUCCGAGUGCACACCAACUGUGUCACAUCCUCAGACUCGAAGGUUUUUAUGCAUCAAUUAAUACAAUCACAUCUUCUUUGGCCUAGUACUAUAGUGGAUGGGUAAUAGUGGGGUUUUGAGUGUUGAACCUGUGUGGAAUAAAAUAUGCUUGUCACAUUAUGUAGUUAUUUUGUAUGCUGGGUUAUAUUUAAUACUUAUAAGGACUUUUGCAUUUUCUUUUUUUUAAAGUUUUUUGUUUUGGUAUCAGGUCAACAUCAGUUUCAUUGAAAACGUGGGAAGAGUUCUCUCUUCUUCCAUUUCCUAAAAGAGGUCGUAGAAAUCGGUUUUAACUAUUUAAGGGGCUGUUAAAAUUGGGGAUGGAGUUUUUAAAUUGUAGAUUUAAUUUCUGUCACAGUGCAGCACUGCUCAUUUAUCUAUUUCAUAUGGAGAAAAUUAAAAGUUUGUAUUUUGGAAUAUUUGUCCAUUUAAUCUAAGUUGUCAUAUUUAUGUGAGUAGAGUAGUUUUUGGAAACCUUGUGUUAUCUUUUUAGUAUUUAGAGGGUUAGUAGAGAUAGCCAUUAUAUGUCUGUUUUUUUUUUCUUCCUCCUUAAUGUCACCUUCAUUGGUGUUUUGCCUGCUUGUAUGUCUGCAUGAGGGUGUUGGAUCCUCUGGAACUGGAGUUACAGACAGUUGUGAACUGUCAUGUUGGUGCUGGGAAUUGAAUUGAACUGGAAGAGCAGCCAGUGCUCUUAACUGCUGAGCCAUCUCUCCAGCUCUAGAAUUAGGCAUUUCCUUAAUGGUGUCUCAUAGGUCUUAGAGGCUUCAGAGUUAUGUUGAACUCUCGAACUCUUAUUGUAUUGAAGUUUCUCUCUCUUUAGGUCCAUCAGUAUUUUGUCUUAUACUUGUUAGUAUGUCUGAGGUACUACGUGUGGCCUGCUGGCCUGUGAAGGCUGAAUCUGAGGGGGUGAAGGGCCUCUGGACUCAGCCAGGUGAUGACGAGAUGCUGUUCAUUUGUGGCCUCUUCAAAUAUGUCACUGUGGGCGACACAAGCACUGAGCAGCCUGGGCUGUUGGAUCUCAAAGACAAGGCCAAGUGGGAUUCAUGGAAUAAGCCGAACGGGACAUCCAAGGAAAGUGCUGUGAAAACCUGUAUGGAAAAGGAAGAGCUCAAGAAGAAAUACGGAAUUUAAAAGAGCAGCUUUGAUGGCCGGCCACACAUGUGAGCUGUGAUGACAUAAGGUCCUGUUUUUUUCUAAUGCAGAUGGUAUUUGCACUGAUAAAUUGGGGCCAGAAUUAAUCACUGAUCCUCCUCCUCUCUUUGUAGU